This is a messenger RNA of Gaeumannomyces tritici R3-111a-1, 2725 nucleotides long. RefSeq lists its product as hypothetical. The record is from RefSeq and is a predicted model, not a curated record. Gene Ontology annotation, cellular component: plasma membrane; fungal-type vacuole. Bases 572 to 1807 code for a protein of 411 amino acids. The transcript has 3 exons. NCBI's taxonomy places the organism in Eukaryota, Fungi, Ascomycota, Sordariomycetes, Magnaporthales, Magnaporthaceae.
CUGGCAGAUGCCUGCUUUGGUAGGCUGUGUGCGUUAUGUAGUAGUCAGCCAGUCAGGCUGCAUAAACGGAAUCCACCACCCACAUCUCUGUCUUUCCUGGUUUCCGCCGCAUCCCCAGCCCUUGUCUUCCGCCGGGCUUCGUGCCCUACUGCCUACAUCGCCCAGGCUCCUCCCUGUCCCCCCCUCGCCAUCCGCUCCCGGACCUAAGCGCCAUCAGUACCAUCCAUCUGCACGAAGGCUCUAGUCUUAGGAUCCUCCAACCCACACCCGUUCGCAGCUAGCUACCUAAUAUAACUUGUGUGGGCGUCCGGCUCCCACCGUUCAAUCGGCUUCUUUUCGCCGUCUCUAUUACCGGUGCCACGCUUCCCUGGUGCUGCCACCGCCAUGCGAAAGCAGCGGAUGGAUUUCCAUCUGUCACGACCACAACCUACGCGACAAAGCGACAGCGCUCCCCCCUGGGACCCGCACUUGUCUUGGAGCAAGUAGCAGAAGCAGAGGCAGACAGCAACAAAGGCAGAAACAGCAGCUGUAUUAGACCGGCGGAGACAAAAAAUCCCUCCCAUCGCCCGUCAUGGCCUCUCCUCUCACCAUGGGUCCCUGCGGGCCCGACUCGUGCCCCGUGCCGGGCGGCUUCUAUUACCUGCAGCCGCACCUACCCGGAAACGCCUUCCUCCUCUCGGCCUUCGCCCUCCUGGUCCCGUUCAACCUCUACCUCGGGGUACGCCACCGCACGCCGCUCUACGGGCUCUUCUUCAUCAGCGGCCUCCUGCUCGAAGCGGCCGGCCAUCUGGGUCGGAUCCUGCUCCGCGAGGACAUGGCCAGCCGCUCCUACUUCACGCUCUACAUGAUCUGCACCAGCGCAGGCCCGACAUUUAUCGCGGCUGCCAUAUACGUCGUGCUCCCGCACAUACUGGCCGUCUAUGGAGAUCGCUACUUUGUCAUCCCCUCGCCCCUGUGGAUCGGCAUGAUCUUCUUUGGGUUUAACGUCUUUACCCUGGCUUUCCAGGUAGUCGGCUGUGUUUUUUCUGCUGGUGGUCUGUCUGGUCCAGAGAUGAACCAAGGCAUAAACAUCCUCCUCGCUGGGAUGGGAAUCCAGGUUCUCAGCCUCGUGUCAUUCUUUGGUGUCUAUUAUGCCUUCCUUUUCAGACUCUCGAGGCGCCAAGAAUUGCUAGACAACACCCAUGCACCCAUCUACUUGGCUCCUCGGUUCCGAGUGUUCCUUGUCUGUCUUCAGAUCUCGGCCGCGUUCCUCUUGGCCCGCGCCAUAACACGCAUCAUCCAGCUAUCGGCGGGUUUCGACUCGAUGGUCUUCCAGGCACCCACCAUAAACCUGGUUCUCGACUCUGCUGUCGUCUUGUUUGCCUGCCUCCUUAUAACAUCAGCCUCGCCAGCUGCCGCUUUCGGCAGCGAUGGCUGGGGCGCGACGUCUCCUCACAAGCAGCAUAGCGGCCGCCGCCGUGCCUACGCCAGUCCCUAUGGCGGACUCAACUCGGGCGAGUACGCCCUGGGAUCCCCGGGCUCCAACCCGGGCAGCUACUACGUGUCGCGCUGCCAGCGCCCCGGCAGGACGCCCAAGCCUUACGAGCAUCAGGUUCCGGGCCACCUACAGUACCCCAACCUGUACAAGCCGCCGCCCAAGCCAAUUCAUGUCGCCCCCUACGACCCCAAUGGCUCCCCAGCCAACAGUCCACCACUCAACUCUGCUGGGACCGCCGGGACUAUUGGGAGCCAAGAGCAGCAGCGGCGGAGUUCCAAUAGGAUGACGCCGAGGCAAUCAGACAUGGUCCGGGACGAGGCUCUUUGGUAAAUACGACAAAAGAAGAAUAAAAAAACGAAUUGAGCCGACAAGUCUUGGUGGUCUGAAGGGAAAGAAACGACCAGCCGUCUAGGACCUCCUCUAACGGCUGCCAACUCUUCCUCCAUGUUUUCUGUUAUGUUUUCUUCCUUUUCCCGCGACGAGAAUGGGUUACGAACCGGUAUUUUCACAGUAAUGCCGCUUAGCGAUGGACGGGAAUGAAGGUUGGGACUGGAUUGGGCGGGAUGGCGCUUGGAGGAUUUCUCAUUUAUUUUUCGUUCGAUUGAUGCUUUCCUUGGAUACCACUGCUGUUCGCUCUUUGUCGAUUUGGUCUCCAUUUGGAGCAGGUUGUCUCUUCUUCGCUUCUUCCGGCAUCUUUUCUGGCUCCUUUUUCUCAUCUUUACCAGCCAAGAGCGUUCAGCUGGUGCGGAGGGUCUGGGGGUUCCGUGCUAUGCCCCUUUUCAACCAUGUUUUUUUUCCCUCUUAUUCCUAUCGUUUUCCAUCUUAUCAUAUGUUUCCCUGCUUUUUGCCUCCACCUUCCUUCAUGUUGGUCGGUUGUGUAUACUGUGUAUACGGCUUGUGAUUUCCUGCGAGCUCUUGCUAUUUCCUUGGUUGAGACGAACCAUACAUAUGUCUUAUUUAUGUUGCAUCAGAGAUGCAUCUCGUGUACAUAGAAUCCUCCCAGUAAAGUUUGUGUAUGUGGCCCCCAGGGUCGCAACGCCGACAAACUGCGUUUACUCCCAGCUGCCCGGCUUUGUCGUUGGGCAGACUCGUCGCAGAUCAGAGGAUGCAAGGCGCACCAACCAAACAUCCUUCGGACCCCACGAGGGGCCAGCCACCGUCACAAUACAAGUGUAAAGCCAAUCACAAAGCCCUGCAAGAGGCGGGCGUGGCGCACAGAGACCAGCCCUCAUGUCUGCCCGUCUCCCA